Molecule: messenger RNA, 5487 nt
Organism: Cydia strobilella
Lineage: Eukaryota; Metazoa; Arthropoda; Insecta; Lepidoptera; Tortricidae
Gene: TM9SF2
Product: transmembrane 9 superfamily member 2
Exons: 10
Coding region: 213-2192 (659 amino acids)
Biological process (GO): protein localization to membrane
Cellular component (GO): membrane
Source: RefSeq, a predicted model, not a curated record
UUUCCACGACUAGCAACACUCACUGUGGUGACGUUUUCCAGGACCGUGCCGUGUAAAGAUCUCAGAAAAAUCGACAGAAGAAGGAAAAACAAUACUUUUCUACAAAUAUUUUGUGUGUUGAACGUAAAGAUUGAUUAUGUGGACUGUAAUAACGCGUGUCUUUGCAAUUUAAUUAGUUUUUUGAUGUGUUAGUAAAGGAAUAACAUCUCAUCAUGAUCACGACAGCUUCGUUAUUCGUUUGCGCAUUAUCGCUUUUGACAUGUGUAAAAGCGUUCUAUUUACCCGGCUUAGCCCCGGUAAAUUACUGCAGUAAAACCGGCGAGGAUAACGCAAACACUUGCAAAAAUGAAAUCCCAUUGUAUGUGAACAGAUUAAACACAGAAGAGUCAGUGAUACCAUUUGAAUAUCACCACUUUGAUUUCUGCACAACAGAUGAAACUCAAUCGCCAGUCGAGAAUCUUGGUCAAGUUGUGUUCGGGGAGCGAAUUAGGCCUAGUCCAUACAAGCUGAACUUUAUGGAGAAUGUGGAUUGUGCAGCUGUGUGUACAAAGACUUACAAGGGCUCAAACCCUGAGUCUUUGAAGAAGUUGAACUUGUUGAAGAUGGGAAUGGCGCUGUAUUAUCAGCAUCACUGGAUACUGGACAAUAUGCCGGUGACCUGGUGCUACUUGGUGGACAAGGAGAAGACUUAUUGCAGUACUGGAUUCCCUAUGGGCUGCCAAGUCAGGAGGGAUUUGGACACAUGUACACCGAUCGUAGCCACUAAUCAGGCCCCGGUCGGCGCAUACUUCCUGUUCAACCACGUGGACAUCGAGAUAACGUACCACAGCGGCGCCGAGGAGGAGUGGGGCGUCGGCUUCGGCGAGAAUGGCGGCAGGAUUAUCUCGGCUAAGAUCAAACCAGCCAGCAUCCGGCACACGAAUACUGAAAAGCUAGACUGCAGUGCUCGAACUCCCCUCGAAAUACCCAACAUGCUCACCGGAGACGAGACCUUCUCCAUCACCUAUUCCUACCAUGUCACCUUUCACCGGAACAACACCAUCAAAUGGUCAUCCCGAUGGGACUACAUCCUUGAAUCGAUGCCGCAUACGAAUAUUCAGUGGUUCUCCAUUUUGAACUCACUGGUUAUAGUCCUGUUCCUUAGUGGAAUGGUUGCUAUGAUUUUGUUGAGGACUCUUCAUAAGGAUAUUGCGAGAUAUAAUCAGAUGGAGUGUGGAGAAGAUGCUCAGGAAGAGUUUGGUUGGAAACUGGUGCAUGGAGAUGUUUUCCGGCCGCCGCGGCGGGGAAUGCUGCUGGCUGUCUUCCUGGGAUCCGGGGCACAGGUGUUCGGUAUGACCCUGGUGACCCUCGCGUUCGCGUGCCUCGGUUUCUUGUCACCCGCCAACCGCGGUGCCCUGAUGACGUGCGCGCUGGUUGCCUGGGUGCUGCUCGGAGCGGCCGCUGGUUAUGUCAGCGCGCGUAUCUACAAGAGCUUCGGCGGACGCAGGUGGAAGAGCAACAUACUGCUCACUUCGAUGGUGUGCCCUGGCGUGGUGUUCUCCCUGUUCUUCAUAAUGAACCUGGUUCUCUGGGGCAAGGGCUCAUCGGCUGCGAUUCCAUUCUCGACCCUAUUGGCGCUGCUGGCUCUGUGGUUCGGCGUCUCCGUGCCGCUAACAUUCAUCGGCGCUUACUUCGGCUUUAGGAAGAGGAUUCUGGACCACCCCGUGCGAACGAAUCAGAUCCCCCGACAGAUCCCUGAGCAGUCCCUGUACACGCAAGCAGUGCCCGGUGUCGUCAUGGGUGGAGUGUUACCGUUUGGAUGCAUCUUCAUACAGCUGUUCUUCAUUCUCAAUUCGCUGUGGUCCAGCCAGAUGUACUACAUGUUCGGGUUCCUGUUCCUCGUGUUCGUGAUCCUGGUGAUCACGUGCUCGGAGACCACCAUCCUGCUGUGCUACUUCCACCUGUGCGCGGAGGACUACCACUGGUGGUGGCGCGCCUUCUUAUCCUCCGGCUCAACCGCUGGUUAUCUCUUCGUCUACUGCUGUCAUUACUUCGUCACCAAAUUGAACAUAGAAGACGCCGCCUCGACUUUCCUGUACUUCGGUUACACGCUGAUCAUGGUAUUCCUAUUUUUCCUUUUAACGGGCACUAUAGGAUUCAUGGCUUGCUUCUGGUUCGUGAGGAAGAUUUACAGUGUAGUUAAGGUAGAUUAGAUGGACUAAGUAUGCUCCGUGUCUCAGAUGUUUGGGAUGUGUAAGGAUUUUAAUACAUCAGUGUAUAGUUGGAGUUACAGAUGUGCUAGUUGCGAAGUUUCAUGUUGGAAAAGUGCUCGGAAAAAUUAGGAAAUUAAGUAAACUUUUAUCAUGGAAACGAAAAGUUUCGAUCCCCAUACUAAAAUAUGAGAAGUUUCCGAUAUUUUUCAAUUUUGGAUACUCCGACGGCACAUCAGUAGUUGGAUUUAUGUAUGUUUAACCAAAAGAUGAUAAGCACUAAAUAAUAAACAUAAAAUUUCAACUUCAUCAAGGUUGAAAGUAUGCUGAACCUUUUUUUGGCCUGUAAGUCGGCGUCGAAGAUAUGUUAACCGAACUAUAUUUCAAAAUAUUUAGAUAACGGUUUCACUCACUUGUAUUUUUAGUCGCUUUUGGCGACAUGUUUCGGAUUCUUACACUUGUGCCUGAGGAAGGAUUCCCAAAGAAUCCGAAACAUGUCGCCAAAAGCGACUAAAAAUACAAGUGAGUGAAACCGUUCUCAUUUAAAUAUUUUGAUAUGUUAACCUUUUAAAUCGUACAUAUUUAGUUGUGAUGAAGUGAAAAAUGUAUACAUAUCUUUGACGUCAACACUACUGAGGGCGUUUUUACUGCAGAUAUCCGAUAGGGGAGAGUACAGAUAAUAAACGAAUGUAAUCAGUCAAAAGGAAUAUGCAAAGUAUUGCAUGAACUUAAAGCGUCCUUAUGAUAAAGUACAUUUGCUGUUGGAUCUCAAAUGUACAUUCGAUUUGCUGAUUUGACACAUUAUUAAUGUUUUUUUCAAACCAUUUCUUGCAAUACUUUAUAACGGUUUUUUGUUGCACAAAAGUGAAUGAUGUAAACGAAAUUAGGGAUUAAAAUUAUGAAAAAGUUGAUGUGCGCAAUAAGUAAUUGUUAAUUGAGAUUUUGUAGGAUGAUACAGAUUUCAUAUUCAGUUAAAUUCCAAUACAGCUGGCUGCCUAACCGCAAUCUUACCUUGUCAAAGUAACAUGGUCAACUAAAGUAGUUAUAUUAUGUUAGAAAGUAUGACCUUUUCGACGCCGUGUCAAACAAAAGCAGUCAUCCAGACGCCACGUCACCGAAGUGUCAAAACUGAAAUUAAACUUUAUGCAUAUGCGUGUAGGUCUAUGUUGCUCUGUUGUCUAUCACCGAUUAAUCGGUCUUUGGCGUUGAACCUACGGUGAGUAUAUAUCGUACAUUGGCGUCCAAAAGGUUAAUUCUUUCCUGGUCGUACUGCAAAAUGUCAAAAACGACACAUUAUGUUGAAGUCUCUUCAAAAUAUUGUUCGUACAUUAGAGUAGGUAUAAGUACUUGUGAUACCAGUUAUCCGUACCUAUAACGAUUUAGACUGCUUGACUUACAUUUAUAAAUAUAUAAGUCUUAUUUGUCGUCCGGUACGUGAUUAUUUAAAAUUUCGAGGCCUGUUUUUAGGGUUCCGUACCCAAAGGGUAAAAACGGGACCCUAUUACUAAGACUCCGCUGUCCGUCUGCCUGUCUGUCACCAAGCUGUAUCUCAUGAACCGUGAUAGCUAGACAAUUGAAAUUUUCACAGAUGAUGUAUUUCUGUUGCCGCUUUAACAACAAAUACUAAAAAGUACGGAACCCUCGGUGCGCGAUAUCCGACUCGAACUUGGCCGGUUUUUUUAUUUAGUGUAUUCUAUCAGAAUAAAACAAAAAAAAAUAUUGCCCUCUUACUAUGGCGUUAUUCAUAAACUCGUUACUGGCCUGAAUUAGCUAUGAAUCGUUUGUCUUUAACUGCCAUUUUGACCUAUGUAUUUGUAAGAAAGGGAUAAAAUAAAACGUAAUUUAACUUAAUCAGGCCCGUAAGGUUUUAUGAAUAAGCGGGUAUCUCACUAAUUACACUAAGUCUUCUUAUAAUAUGUUUUGAGUCCAGAUACGUCAAUCUGGAUAUGAAUAAUUGGGGAACACCUCCAUAAGCGUCAAUUUUUAACAGAAGGUUGUAUUGCCAAAUUAUUUCAUUGCAUAAUACUAACCUAGCCGGACUUUUAACCAUUUGACCGCCAAAGACGUCAACUAAAGCGCGGAAUGCUCGAAACCUCAAAUCAUGCUGAUUUGACAGCUUUCUUAUUUCCUUGUAGUCUUUUACAUUAAAACAAAGUUCGUGGUCUACUACUUCUGCACUGUUGUAAAAUACUCUACCAGACCUUUUGGAUGUACAUAUAGAGUCAAACCAAGAAAAGUCUGCAGAUAUUUUAACCGCACUCGCAGUGCAGCUGUUAUUUUAACCUUUUCGACGCCGUGUCAAACACAAAAACUGUCAUCGGACGCCACGUCACCGAAGUGUCAAAACUGAAAUUGAACUUUAUGCACAUGCACGUAGGUCUAUCUUGCUCUGUGGUCUUUGACCGAUUAAUCCGUCUUUGGCGUUGGACCUGCCGUGCCGAUAUAUCCGUCAUUGGCGUCCAAAAGGUUAAACGUCAAACUUGCAUGAAAUUAUGACGUAUAAAUAACACUGGCACUGCGUGUGCUGUCAAAAUCUGCAGACUUUUCUUGGUCUAAUUCUUUUUUGAUUUUGUAUAAACUUAAGAAUUGUGUACUUUAAUUUGUUUGCAAUCAAUGUCACAUUACCCUUAUGUAUAUGCAUAUUUGUUGUAUUAGCACAGCCAAGUCACACUGAAUUUUUAUAUUCCUUGUAGCACUACUGGUUGUACCAGUUACUUGAGCAGGAAACUUACCAUUUCUUCCGUGGAGCAAAAUUUCUAAUAACACUACACACUUGCUUUUUAACUUAAGAAAGCGGAGUUGAGAAGAACGAAACGUGCCACAGUCAAUGCACGUAUAUUUUUUCGACAAUAUUUUAAGAUCCUGCUCAUGCAUGAUUGUAGCUUAUCUUAAGAUUUUAUUUAUUGGUUUUCAGUUGCAUUGUGUUCGCGUAAUUUGACUGUAAAAAGGCAAAGGAUGGAUAGAUAGAAAUAAAUAUAACGAAUAAGUACUUAUAGCAUAUCUAAAAUUAUUACAGAAAAUUCUGCAAAAAGAAAUUAGAUGCGUAGUCUGUCACUUGAGAAAAAAAUGGUUGAGAAGUGCUUGUUCUAUGUAGUUGUGUGAAAAAAAAUACAUACAAUUUACAUAUACACAUACCCUUUACCUCCACAUAAACCAGAUUUCUUGAAAUUUUGAGCUAUACUAUUUUAGAAAUCAAAUUUGAAUAAAGUUUAAGAUAUAAUUUAGUGACCUUUAUUUUAUUUAUGUCGCGUUAUCAUCGGUGUGUUUACAAAUAUUGUCAAUAAAUGUAAUUAAUCAA